AUGACCGACACGUUGUUCGUGCCUGGAAGCGAAGCGAGCCACGCUCUCCUGGCACGCGCACACCAGGUCCAUAGACCAACCCUCUCUCUGCUUCCCGCGCAGGCGCGCAGCCACCGGCAGACCGGCUCCACGAGUCCUAUCGUCCACGGACCAGGCCCAGGGAGCGGCAGCCUGGACACCCACCAUUCCCUUCACUGGAGACGAGACGAGGCGAGGAAAUGGGCUGGGUCGCUGUCGCGAAAGGGACCUCUGCUCUGCCGGGCUGCCUCCCCCUCCUCCCCUCCUCUCGUGGCCAGGCCAGCACCCCUGAGACCGCCGCCGGCAAGGGAGGAGAGCGCGUCGGUGCGGUGCCGGAUUGGUCGGAGGAUUUCGGCGAUUCGACCUUUGGACCAAGAACCUCAGCAGCCACCCACAACAUAUCCUACUUUGACUCCUUCUCAGUCAUCUGAAGGACGCACUCAUCGUACCAGUGGUAUUAUCUUGCAUCUUGGAUGUACCACAAUUACCUGCCCCAGGCUUAGCGUACUGGCUUAUCAUUUCAAGACAGCCGUAGACUGUUUCUUUGCUGUAUGGUUUGUUGUUGGCAAUGUGUGGAUUUUUGGUGGGCGCAGUAUUUCAUCCGAUGCUCAGGACGCUCCCAAUAUGUACAGGCUAUGUUUGGCAUUCCUUGCACUUAGCUGUGUUGGGUAUGCCAUUCCUUUUAUCAUGUGUGCAGCAAUUUGCUGCUGCUUUCCAUGCUUGAUAUCUGUUUUGCGCCUUCAAGAAGAUUUGGGUCAAAGUAGAGGAGCCACUCAAGAGCUAAUAAAUGCAUUGCCAACCUACAAAUUCAAGCCAAAACGAAACAAAAACUGGGGAAUGGACCAUGCUUCAAGCUCGGAGAAUCUUGAUGAGGGUGGCAUACUGGGCCCAGGAACUAAGAAGGAAAGAGUUGUUUCAGCUGAAGAUGCUGUGUGCUGCAUCUGUCUUACCAAGUAUGGUGAUGAUGAUGAGCUCCGUGAGCUUCCUUGCACACACUUCUUUCAUGUGCAGUGCGUUGAUAAAUGGCUCAAGAUAAACGCAGUAUGCCCACUCUGCAAGACAGAGAUUGGGGGUGUGGUUCGAUCUUUCUUCGGCUUGCCCUUUGGCCGCCGACGUGUCGAUAGGAUGGCAGGAAGAGGUGUAGCUAGCUCAAGAUUCAACGUAUAGAACAUGUUUUUUCAGUGUUAUCCUUUCUUACACAAAAAGAGCCCUGCUCAUUGUGCUGCUAUGGUUUUAUUGAUUAUUAAGAGAAGCACUGAUCUGCAUUUGGUGUGCUCAAGACGACGACUACAGGUGGAGAUCUGGUGCUUGUAAAGGCAAGCUUCUGUAGUACGUGGAGGUGUUGCUAUAUUCUGAUGUAACCAUUUUCAACAAGGAUGUAAAUAAGGAACAUGAAGUUCACUUGUCAGGUGUAUAUUGCAAGGAACUUCACAGGUGUUCUAUUACUGCCAGUUCUGUGAUUC
Setaria italica (foxtail millet) is the source of this 1481-nucleotide messenger RNA. RefSeq lists its product as uncharacterized. The coding region runs from base 1 to 1185 and encodes 394 amino acids. The record is from RefSeq and is a predicted model, not a curated record. The transcript is spliced from 5 exons. Gene Ontology annotation, molecular function: zinc ion binding. Lineage: Eukaryota; Viridiplantae; Streptophyta; Magnoliopsida; Poales; Poaceae.